AUGCCUAGUCCGCCGCCGAGUGGUGUCCAAGACCUUAAGGGCCACAUUCAGCAUAUCAAAUCGGAUGACGCAUUAUUCGCCGAAUUUCAGAGACUUGAUGUGCUAACAGGGCAACAGGACGGCGACUAUGGGCUAACGUCCAAAAUGGCUGACGUAGUGCCUGCCUUGAACCGAUAUAAGGACAUGCUGCCGUAUGAUCAGAACAUCGUUCGCCUGGACCGUGACUGGGACACAUACUGCGGAGAUCAACAGCCCAUCGGACCUCUAGCCUGUGGCUACGAUGCCCUGGGACGCGCCGAGGUUGCACCGAUGGAAAGACUACCAGAGUACAUCGCCACACAGGGUCCCCUCACGCACACGGAAGCCGACUUCCUCUUCAUGGUGCAUCAACAACGCUCUCCGAUAGUCAUCAUGCUCUGCAAGUAUGUCCAGUCUUCUUCCUAUACUAGGAUCUAA
Dibothriocephalus latus is the source of this 456-nucleotide messenger RNA. Lineage: Eukaryota; Metazoa; Platyhelminthes; Cestoda; Diphyllobothriidea; Diphyllobothriidae. The record is from the annotation of a GenBank genome assembly.